UAUGGGACUGUUGAUUAUGUAUUUUACCUGCUUAACUUCUUCGAAAUCACUUGUUGCGUAUUAAAGGUUUCGAAAAAAUUCAGUUCUUAAUAGGUCGUUUUGAAGAGAGUACUAAAAUGUUGCGGUCUAUAGGUGCGCUCUUUCUGCUGAUAGUGGCUGUGGCUCAAGUCAGUGCUGAAGGAUAUGAUGGUUACAAAAUCUAUGAAGUCACACCAUUGACAAAAGCGCAAUGUGACCUGUUAAAGGAUUUAUCAAAACGUACAGAUGCAUAUGAUUUCUUCUCACUAAGUAGACAACCCUUGCAUCCUGCACGUGUGAUGGUUAGUCCAAAUGACGUUAACACAUUCGAGAAAUUUCUACAAAACAAUAAAUUGCAAUUUAAAGUGUUAAAUAAAAAUAUUGGUAGAACUAUUGAACGUGAGUUCAAUAUAAAUCAACUAUUCAGAAGUAUUUCUCCCAUUACUGGAAAAGGACGUCUCAGCACUGAACGUUACUAUAAUCAUGAGGAAAUUAACACCUAUAUUGAAGAUCUUGCUAAACGUUAUCCAACACGAGUUUUUAUUAAAACUGUUGGUUACUCGUACGAGAGACGGCAUGUAAAAACAAUAACUAUUACUAAUGGCGAUGGACGUGAAAAUAAAAAUGUUGUCUUCAUGGACGGUGGUUUCCAUGCACGUGAAUGGAUAUCCCCUGCUGCUGUAUUGUAUGUGAUCGAUCAAUUAGUUGAAAAUUUUGCUGAAAAUGCUAAUUUAUUAUUGGAUUAUGAUUGGGUUAUUUUGCCAGUUGUUAAUCCUGAUGGUUAUGAACACACACAGAAAUCAACAUUGUCUCGUAUGUGGCGCAAAACACGCCAGCCAUAUUCUCUUUUGGGAGUAACUUGUUAUGGAGCUGAUCCUAAUCGUAAUUUUGAUUUUCAUUGGAAUGAAGAAGGUGCAUCUUCGAAUCCAUGCGUUGAUACCUAUGCUGGACCAAAACCCUUCUCCGAACCAGAAACAAUAAUUGUACGCGAUAUAAUGCACACAUUGAAAGGACGUGGUAUUAUGUAUUUAACCAUACAUUCUUAUGGCAAUUAUUUGUUAUAUCCAUGGGGCUGGACUAGUGAUCUGCCAGAUACUUGGGAGGACUUGGAUGAAGUUGCACGUGCUGGUGGUGAUGCUAUCAAAGAAGCAACUGGUACUGAAUAUUCAGUAGGCUCGUCAACUAAUGUGCUCUACAUUGCUGCUGGUGCUAGUGACGACUAUGGUUUCUAUGCUGGUUUCCCAAUUUCGAUUACUAUGGAACUAUCAGGCGGUGGUCUUACUGGUUUUGAUCCACCUGCUUCGAAAAUUGACGAAUAUGUUAAAGAAACUUGGAUUGGUAUUAAUGCUAUGGCUAAGAAAGUAGUUGAAAAGUAUCCAUUGGAGAAAACUGGUUUCCUUUAGUUGAAUUCAUUAUUGUAUAUCAAAAAAUAUUAUCUGUAGUAUUAAUAU
This is a messenger RNA of Teleopsis dalmanni, 1469 nucleotides long. Its product is annotated as carboxypeptidase B-like. NCBI's taxonomy places the organism in Eukaryota, Metazoa, Arthropoda, Insecta, Diptera, Diopsidae. The coding region runs from base 117 to 1421 and encodes 434 amino acids. Gene Ontology annotation, molecular function: zinc ion binding; metallocarboxypeptidase activity. The transcript has 3 exons. The record is from RefSeq and is a predicted model, not a curated record. Gene Ontology annotation, biological process: proteolysis.